This is a messenger RNA of Notolabrus celidotus (New Zealand spotty), 3441 nucleotides long. It is a transcript of the gene grm6b, whose product is annotated as glutamate receptor, metabotropic 6b. Gene Ontology annotation, molecular function: adenylate cyclase inhibiting G protein-coupled glutamate receptor activity. The record is from RefSeq and is a predicted model, not a curated record. Bases 173 to 2875 code for a protein of 900 amino acids. The transcript is spliced from 11 exons. Lineage: Eukaryota; Metazoa; Chordata; Actinopteri; Labriformes; Labridae. Gene Ontology annotation, biological process: regulation of synaptic transmission, glutamatergic; G protein-coupled glutamate receptor signaling pathway. Gene Ontology annotation, cellular component: membrane.
GUGAGGAGAGGAGAGCCUGGCCUCUAAGUAUAUAGUCACGUUUCACACCAUGGACAGAGGCCUGUUGGAAGAGUUCAUGUGAUGGAUAAAAUGAAGAGUGGUCAAUGAAGAAUGGACAGGUGUCAAAGGUAGAGGGAGUGGCCGGGUGCUAUCAGUACCUCUGCUGGUCAUCAUGACAUCAGAGGCUCACUCAUCCCAUCAGUGCUGCUGGCUCAGUUCACCUUCGGGGCACCAAACAUGGCUCCGGCUGAUGUGGGUGCUGCUGGUGAGCAUUGGCUCAAGCUCAUGGGCUCAGCAGGGCGUCCAACCCCAGUCCAUCAAAAUUGAGGGUGACAUCACCUUGGGUGGGCUGUUCCCUGUGCACUCCAGGGGCCCUGCAGGAGUGCCCUGUGGAGAUGUCAAGAAAGAAAAGGGGAUCCAUCGUUUGGAGGCCAUGCUGUAUGCUUUGGACCAGAUUAACAGUGACCCGGACCUGCUGCCCAACAUCACUCUGGGAGCCCGCAUUCUGGACACUUGCUCCAGAGACACAUACGCCUUGGAGCAGUCACUCACCUUCGUGCAGGCCCUCAUCCAGAAGGACACAUCAGAUGUGCGCUGCUCAAAUGGAGAGCCUCCCAUCAUCCCCAAGCCAGAGAGGGUGGUCGGAGUGAUUGGGGCAUCUGGCAGCUCAGUCUCUAUCAUGGUGGCCAAUGUUCUCAGACUGUUUGCAAUCCCCCAGAUCAGCUACGCCUCCACUGCCCCGGAGCUGAGCGACAACAGCCGCUAUGAGUUCUUCUCUCGUGUGGUACCUCCAGACUCCUACCAGGCUCAAGCCAUGGUGGACAUCGUCAAAGCCAUGGGCUGGAACUACGUCUCUACAAUUGCCUCUGAGGGCAACUAUGGAGAGAGUGGUGUGGAUGCCUUCCUCCAGAUAUCCAGAGAAGCAGGGGGGCUGUGUAUUGGACAGUCCAUAAAGAUUCCCAGAGAGCCCAGACCAGGGGAAUUUGAGAAGAUCAUCAAGAGACUGAUGGAGACCUCCAAUGCUCGAGGGGUCAUCAUCUUUGCCAACGAGGAUGACAUCAAACGAGUGUUGCAGGCUGCCAAAAAGGCUAAUCUGACAGGCCACUUCCUGUUUGUUGGCUCGGAUAGCUGGGGGGCCAAGAGCUCCCCCAUUCAAGACCAGGAGGAGGUGGCUGAAGGGGCUGUGACUAUCCUGCCCAAAAGAGCCUCUAUUGAUGGGUUCGACCAGUACUUCAGUUCAAGAUCCUUAGAAAACAACAGAAGAAACAUCUGGUUUGCGGAAUUCUGGGAGGAUGACUUCAAAUGCAAAUUAACUCGCCCUGGUAUAAAGUAUGAUCUUGGCAGAAGAAAAUGUACAGGUGAAGAAAGAAUCAGCCGAGACUCUCAGUACGAGCAGGAGGGCAAGGUGCAGUUUGUCAUAGAUGCUGUGUACGCCAUGGCCCACGCCUUACACAGCAUGCACCUGGACUUAUGUCCUGGCUCCAUGGGUGUCUGCGAGAAGAUGGACCCAGUGGAGGGACGGAUGCUUCUCCAAUACAUUCGUUCUGUCAACUUCAAUGGCAGCGCAGGAACUGGAGUAAUGUUCAAUGAAAAUGGUGAUGCUCCUGGUCGAUAUGACAUCUUCCAGUACCAAAUGUCAAAUGUCAGCAACCCUGGCUACAAGGAUAUCGGCCAGUGGACGAACCACCUCCGACUCAAUCCAGAGGAGAUGCAGUGGUCAGGAGGUGACCGUAAGAUCCCAGAGUCGGUGUGCAGUUUCCCCUGUGAGUCUGGAGAGAGGAAGAAGAUGGUGAAAGGUGUUCCCUGCUGCUGGCAUUGCGAGCUCUGCGAUGGCUACCAGUACCUUCUGGAUGAGUUCUCCUGUGAUAUGUGCCCCUUCGACAUGAGGCCCCUAAAGAACCGCACCGGCUGCCGGCCCACGCCCAUCAUUAAGCUGGAGUGGAGCUCUCCCUGGGCCAUCAUUCCUGUCUUCCUGGCAAUCCUGGGCAUUCUGGCCACCACUGGAGUCAUCGUCACCUUCAUCCGCUUUAACGACACACCAAUUGUUCGAGCAUCUGGCAGAGAGCUCAGCUACGUGCUGCUUACAGGCAUCUUCCUCAUCUACCUCAUUACCUUUCUCAUGAUAGCCGAGCCUAGUACGGCAGUGUGCGCCUUCAGGAGGCUGCUGCUAGGACUUGGCAUGUGCAUCAGCUACUCUGCCAUGCUCACCAAGACCAAUCGUAUCUACCGCAUCUUUGAACAGGGUAAGAAGUCGGUCACACCCCCAAAGUUCAUCAGUCCAACCUCUCAGCUGAUAAUCACCUUCAUACUCAUCUCAGUGCAGGUAUUCGGGGUGUUCAUCUGGUUUGGUGUUAUGCCCCCCCACACCAUCAUUGACUACGAGGAGCAGAAGCCCCCAAACCCAGAGUUUGCCCGUGGAGUCCUUAAGUGUGACAUGUCUGAUCUGUCCCUCAUCCUGUGUCUGAGCUACAGUAUUGUGCUGAUGAUCACUUGCACUGUGUACGCCAUCAAGAGCAGAGGAGUUCCUGAAACCUUCAACGAAGCCAAACCCAUCGGCUUCACCAUGUACACCACCUGUAUCAUCUGGCUGGCCUUCGUACCAAUCUUCUUUGGCACAGCACAGUCUACUGAAAAGAUGUUCAUUCAGACCACCACCCUGACAGUGUCCAUGAGCCUGAGUGCCACAGUGUCCCUGGGCAUGCUCUAUAUCCCCAAAGUCUAUGUCAUCAUCUUCCAUCCAGAACAGAACGUCCAAAAGAGAAAGCGCAGUUUCAAAGCUGUGGUCCAAGCAGCCACCGUGUCCACACAUCUGUCCCAGAAGUCCAACGACAAACAAAAUGGAGAGUCCAAGAUCGUGCCCGACAGAUCACAGUAAAACAAAGUGAACUAGGUCCACGUUUUAUCACCUAACACCACAAGCUGACACUGAGAUAACUAGUGAUAAGUGAAAAAGAACAAACAAACAGGUAGCUUCAUACUUAAGUUUUGGCUGCCCCCCCCCCCCCAACUUUUUUUAACUUUCACUUGAAACACCACUGAAGGGUUCUUGGACGUUUCUAAACAUUCUUACUCAGAUAACUCAGAUCUGCUGAACCUUUGACGAUGCACAAAUGAUAAACAAAUGCUCACCUUUAAACAGACAACAUUUUAGUACACUUGAACAGGAACUGGAAGGAUGUACAGCCAUCCUGAAUGGACAAGUUAAGAUGUUUUUUGUUUAACAUCCUUGUGUACACCUCAAUGUGAUAAAGAGGUAGAGUUUGUUUUACCUUUCCCCGGGAAACCACAGAGGACAUAUGAUGGACUGCAUGACAGCUCCAAAAGAGUGAAGCCAAAAAAUGUAGAGCUCUCGUUGUGAUUGGCUCUAGCAAAAAUCCAAACACUGCCUCCUCCAUUACAACAGAUGGGUCAAACUACAAUAUUAAACUACAUAUCAAAUAA